Messenger RNA from Maniola jurtina (meadow brown), 2165 nucleotides. Its product is annotated as tyrosine-protein phosphatase Lar-like. The transcript is spliced from 8 exons. Gene Ontology annotation, biological process: synapse organization. Bases 341 to 1291 code for a protein of 316 amino acids. Gene Ontology annotation, cellular component: neuron projection membrane. Lineage: Eukaryota; Metazoa; Arthropoda; Insecta; Lepidoptera; Nymphalidae. The record is from RefSeq and is a predicted model, not a curated record.
ACGACAGACCGCUUGUCGUACCUACGGAACUCUGGAAAAAAAUACUGUGACCUAUAGUGGCUGUGACGUGAUAGUGAUAUCGCAUGCGUUCGGAAUUGACCCCCUGGUGUGACCGAUUUAUGUGACUUGUGAAGUGAUUGUGGGAGCCGAUUUUUGGGUGUAUCACUGAAACGUUCGAUGUAACCUCAGGGCGCUACCACACAAAAAUUUAAGAACAAUGUUCUUAAAGGGCUCAACCGCCAAAAUAGAGACGAUGGGAACGAAAAACCGACUCGAGUGAUUUGCGGGCGAAUAGAAAAAAAAAUGUCGGUACAAGCGAGCGUGGGUUAAAAGAAAAAACAUGGCCAGCAAGGGUGUCGGUGAGGUGAUCGGCUUUUUCCUGGCUGUGGCGUUUUGCAUUACGUGCCCCGAAUAUGUAUCAUCAGCGCAACGCGAACUCGGCAAGGGUAUGCCGUCGAAUACCUCGGCGACUUCACCACCAGCGGCGGAGAACGUGAUUCGGCCAGGGGUGGCGAUCGACGUCCCCCGCCCCACCCCUCGCACUGGACCCUACUUCGACUUGGCGGCCUCCAAGAAUGUCACCGCGCUGCUUGGCAAGACCGCCUACUUGAAUUGCCGAGUCAAAAACUUAGGAAAUAAAACGUUAAAUAUGCAAGUAUCAUGGGUGCGGCACAGAGACAUCCAUUUGCUAACUGUGGGGCGGUACACCUACACCAGCGACCAGCGGUUUCGAGCCAUACACCUUCCUCAUUCAGAAGACUGGACUUUACAGAUAAAAUAUCCCCAGCACAGAGAUUCUGGUAUCUACGAGUGCCAGAUAUCAACGACCCCACAUAUGAGCCAUUUUAUACAUUUAAACGUCGUUGAACCAACGACAGAAAUAAUAGGAGGUCCGGAUCUGUACAUCGACCGGGGUAGCACCAUCAACCUGACAUGCGUAGUGCUGUACUCGCCUGAACCACCGGCGUACAUAUUUUGGAAUCAUAAUGAUGCGAUAAUAAGUUACGACUCGCCAAGGGGUGGCGUGUCAGUGGUGACUGAAAAGGGGGAAACUACCACAUCCUUCCUCCUCAUUCAGCAAGCAAGACCAUCUGACUCAGGGACUUACCAGUGUAACCCGAGCAACGCUCAGUCCAAAAGCAUCGUGGUACAUGUGCUUAAUGAAGCAAAUUCCAUUUUUCCUUUGUCAGGUGAAUAUCCGGCCGCGAUGCAGAGAGGGGGGCAAGCCUUCGCCCCCACAGCCAUCCACCGCGUGGUCCUCGCCGCCAGUCUGUUCCUGGCCUUAUCUUGACACCUCCAAACAGGUUUAUCCAUGUAAAUAGUAUCCCAGACUAUUUCGCUGUUUAUAAUGAUGCUUGUGAUAUUAUAGCAGAUCAGAUUUAAUCAUUAUUUUAUAUUACAUACCCAGUAAGAAUUUUAAUGGUUUUUAAAUGACAUACUACACCUAAUAGUACCUAUUAAAAUUAUAUUUGAAUACUUUAAAAUAGCUGUUUUGGUUACUCAAACUAAUUUUGAAGUUCGAAGGCAUACACGAAACAAAAACUACAGUAUGGUCUGUUCAAACCUUAUUAAAAUCAAUUUCACUAAUUAAAUUACUAGCAAUGUAUUUAACAUGCGUUUCAUAUUAAUUUGAUAAAAUUUCAAUCCCUUUUCGAAUUCUAAAGAGAGUUAAUGUGUAUUAAAUUCUCUCUGCAAUUUAAUGUUUCAUUAAAAUCAAUACGAACUAAUUAAUAGUUAACGUGAGCUCUAUACCAAAUGGAACGUAUUAGGCUUCAGAUAAUCAUUUAUAACCCAAUAAACGAUUUCUUGACAACCUAAUAUGAGACGUAAAAGAUGUACUAUUAAGCCUAAAUUCGUUUGACGCUGAUAUCUUUCGAGUAUGAGUACAUAUUAUAAUGUGCUGUUAAGGUAGACUUUGGGUGACGCGACAUACGGUUCUUGCUUAUAUGGGGAGCAUUUGAGGUGCGCAACCACGAAGCCACGGUAAUAUUAUGUAUAAUAUUACCGUGACGAAGCAUGAUACUUAGCAUACAUCACACGACACUUAGCGUAGGUAUCUUACGCGUAUCGCGGUCGCGUACUCAAAGUCAAUCUUACACCCCCUUACGCCAUUCAAAAAGUACCCAGGACCGAUAUCACGAUAGCCUUCAAGCCUUAAAGCGCCG